AUGCGCCCUCGUCAAACGUUUCCCAAGGCCGCCGUGCGCAAGCACAAGAUCAUUUUGGAAAGUAUCACGCAAGAGAAGAAGAAACUCCGCAUUGCGAUUUCUUUUGAGACCAAACCGCCUCCAGGAUACACGUUUAUUCCAGCAGGAAACCCGGAGUUCACUAACGGGUGCAAGGAGUUGUGCCGGAAGGAUGGAUACAAAGUUUACACCGUCUCGACAACCCCCCAUCAACGAGUGCACGAUCUUUCUCAACAUGUCCAUAGGAUUGGUUAUCAUUUCCCUAGUGUUGUGGUGGCUUCAAUAUGCAUGGAACGGGGGUUUUUCCUCUCAUCCAGCGGGAGAGUGGUAGCGUAUCAAAACCAGCGCCCUGUGCAGAUCCAAGGUAACAAAAGUGCAAGCUCGGAGCAGUCACAGGAAACCAUCAACGCAGAGGCGAGGGACGCAAUUAAAGAUUUGUUCCCUAACAUCCCUACCAAAGACCUGAACCAGAUUGUAAAAACAGCUUUUAAAAAGGAAGCCAGAGCGUCGGUCGAAGAACCCACCCUUGCUAAACUGGUCCUGUGGCGAGGCGAUGAUGAAAACGGUACAACUGUACUUGAAGAUGUUUUCCGUGAAGUCAUCGUUAUAUCUGACGAUGAAGACGAUGAACGAGAUGGUGAAGAGCAGGCGGUGGAAUUACCACUGCCACCUCCACAACCUCGCCCUCAUCAUGAUAUCCCUAGAGAAAGCAUGGAGCUAGUUUCCAGGAAUACCACAGAGAGGCAGAUUCCACUCAAUUAUGGAACUCCGAGGGAUAGCCAUUUUGUUACCCGUUCUUUCGCCCCACAGAAUUCCAAACAGAACCCGUCUACUCCCAGCGUGAUCACUAUUGAUACCCCUAGCCAACAUUCUGAACGGAGAACCAAUGACCACAGAGGGUUCCGCAGGUAUGAGGCAUGGGACCGAGCAAGAACUCGGUAUAGCCAUCUUGUAAACGGAGCUGUUACUACCCCUGCUGUGCCAGAACAACGCUCUCCACGAUACUCACAAGCCGAACCACGGCAGGGAUUCCCCAGCAGGGGGGAAGACCACCGAGUUCGGCUAUCGCCAUCUAUGGAUUGUUCAGUUAUAAGAGCUACUGAUAGUAGAACCAGGAGAGAUGUUAUUACAGAUCAUGCCCAACUUGCCAACCCAUACACGCCAAGAAGGAUCACGGCUUUGAAAGACACAGAGCCUGAGGCGAGACUCAGCUAUCCUCCAUCUGGGCUUGCUCACUCUGGGCUGUCGUCGGCGCCUCCCCAGUCCCAAACGGGGUCCCGUCUUGAGUCCCGAGAUUACCCCAUUAUUCCAUCGAUCGAGAGCCCGAUGGCUCCGAUCAGCCGGCCGGAGAGGCCGGAUAGCAUCCCAAGAAACAGCCCAAGGUUGACAAUGAUGAUGCCCGGCUCUCCAGCAUCCCAGCAUAUGAGACCCACUGAGAACGGACCUCCUCCCUCGCAAUUAGACAAACAUGCAAGGCAGCAGGAAAGACACUGGGAUGGCUCCAGGUAUUCUCGUGUCGUUGGCACUCCCCAAAGACUGCUGCCCGCCACUGUACGGAAUGAAAUACCGUCCUACAAUAACCAUGUAUCCCAUCUGGAUGAUCCAUCCUGGAGUCCCUUAUCUGGAGGCCAGCUCCACCAACACCCGCAGUCCCAACCGCUACAAAGCUUAGAGAACAUGACACGCUCUCCGUUACUGGAUAGGCCGAGGGUUGUGCGAGUAGCCCAGCCUGGUCAGGCCAACCCUGAGCAGCGAUACGUCCACCACCAUGUGGGAGAGCAUCACAACAGGGAGCGAGGCGUAGUAUCAUCGUCCUCUCACCAGUCAGCUAUGGCUGUGGCUAACCCAGCAGAUGCACCAAGAAGGAUAGCUUCACGGUAUCCGUACCCUGACAACCCAGCAAUAGUGAUCCGACAGAGACAUAGCCUGAAUCCCCGUCUGGUCGCCUAUCCUACAGAUACCGACAAACGUUUGGCACAGGUUCGCGUAUAUGAUCGACCUGUGGAAACUCGGACUUCUGUGGUAUGUAAUUACAAGGGACAGUCAAAUGAAGAAGCGAGACGACCUGACUCCUCCUUAUUGAUCUACCUUUCUUUCUAUUCCACCCUCUGGAGAUCUUCCCUACGAUACUCUUUUCUCUUUGAUCCUCCCUGUCUUGUGUCCCUUGUAAUAUCCGUGCUGACCAAGUUAUAUCUUGUAAAGAUAAAGCAGACUCAGAUGGAGGAUGGCCGGCAUCAUCAUCAUCAUCGCCAUCAUCAUCCAGCAGGGAUGACACCUGUGGAAAACCGGGAGCCUGCUCUCACGCAGGGCGACAGUAGCACCAACCGCUAUGGCUAUGCCUAUGUCGAGAAACAGCCUUAUACAUAUAUAGUGGACGGUGAUCGGCCACCCAGGCCAGCGCCAGAGCCAACAGCAGCAGCUGGGUCCUCCUAUCCUAGUGCUGCCUCCGCUUUCCGGUCUUAUCGCUCUCCUCCACCGCCGACGUCGAUACGCAGCUCCGAGUCGUCGGCCAUGACCUCUACGCUCACUCGCACCUGGACCGCGCCCGAGCUGGGCCCUUCAAACGGCCCCAUCCGCAGCCAGCAGCCAUACACUCACCGGCCGUUCCUAUAG
Molecule: messenger RNA, 2631 nt
Organism: Trichophyton verrucosum HKI 0517
Lineage: Eukaryota; Fungi; Ascomycota; Eurotiomycetes; Onygenales; Arthrodermataceae
Exons: 5
Coding region: 1-2631 (876 amino acids)
Source: RefSeq, a predicted model, not a curated record